Molecule: messenger RNA, 639 nt
Organism: Eucalyptus grandis
Lineage: Eukaryota; Viridiplantae; Streptophyta; Magnoliopsida; Myrtales; Myrtaceae
Exons: 1
Coding region: 1-639 (212 amino acids)
Source: RefSeq, a predicted model, not a curated record
AUGAACUCUCUCGACAAUGAGGCAAGGCCGGUUUUCAGGCGCUUUAGUCACAAACACCCGUUGGAACUUACCAACUUCAGUGGAGCUGGCACUGCAGUAUGCUCGGCCUGCAGCAUUCAGCUAAUAGCUGGCAAGGAUUACUACACUUGCGGAGCCUGUCCCUUCUCUCUUCACCGUCCUCGCUACAACAUGCCUGAGCUGGUCCAGCACCCAGCAGAUACCGGCCAUGACUUGAAGCUCCUACUCACGCCGUGCUUUCACUGCAGAGCUUGUGGACACCAACGGGCCGGUUCCUCUUAUCACUGCCACUUGUGCCAAGUCCAGUACCACUCCUUGUGCUUGCUCAUGCCGCUUGCAAAGCGGAGUCAUUGCCAUCCCCAUGAGUUGCAUCUGAAGUUCUCUCCUCCUUAUGGCGAUUCUCAGGGCUUCUGCUGUGACCUCUGUGGCAAUCCCGGUUCUGACCGCUGGCUUUACCGAUGUGAUGCCUGUGAGUUUGACAUACACCUCAGUUGCUCCUCUGCUGCUUCAGCACCAAAUGUCCCCUUCCCCCCUUCUCCAACACGCCCCCCCAACCUCCUGCAGUCCCUGCAAACAAUGGGGAUCCACAUGUUGUCGAUCACGGGCACUCAGUUUAAAUGA